AUCCGCACACAGGACUCCAGCAGGAACUAAAGAGGUUCAUAGGAGGCUGUCUUAAAAACUGGAGGACACACUCCUCCCGUAAUCCAUGUGAAACGAUCGGAUUAGACACGAAUACAGAAGUCUGCACGAACAAAAGACUGGAUCACCACGCGUAUGAUGACAAACUUUGCGAUGCGGAUCUCACGCGGAAGUUUCACGCAGCGUGCACCGCGUAAACUGCAGAUUUACUUCGGAUCUUGUGUGGAUCUAUUCUGCAUCUAGUACUUAUACAAUAUGCGCUUGGGUUCAAAACAUUGUGUUAUUGGAACAGAGUUUGAUGGUUUCGAUCAGACCGCAAAAAUGUUGCCACGCAGUCGUGUUUGAGUUCAGGGAGUUUACUGACUGAAGGACUGCCCUGCUAUGGCUACAUUCACACACUCCGUGUUUGGAAUGGACAAACGUGUUUACUAACGAGUGUUUAUACUCUAAAAUUGUGUAUGUUCUCACAGUCUGUAUGAAACAGGUAAACCGCAGUUAAAGCUCGUUUCUAUUCUCGCGAUAUUUUUGAGUCGCGCCUGUAACCAUAGCGACAAAGAUCGAAUUCAUUUUCAUUGGACGCUGUUGGGCAAUUCGCUCAAAUGUCUAUAUUUUCUCAGUUACCAAAACCUCACCGGUUAUAUUAAACCCAUUCAGUUUUGUGUGUGUGUGUGUUCCCUCACUCGCCUAAAUAAUGAAUUGAUGUCUUGUUCUAAUUCAGUUGCGACUCCUGAAUAGUUCAGGUAGUCACUUAAGUUCUCGAAAGCGGAGUCACUCUCUUUCAGAAGCCAACCAACUGUAAACUGAACACUCCAAACAAGUUUGAGAAGCAUAUCCUGCUGCUGUGUGAAUGUAAAUUCAGUUUAUAAUCUUAAAAAUGAAGUUUAGGAAGUAUUUUAGGGGCAGUGGAAGGGUCCUGGCAUUUGUGUUUAUUGCUUCUGUAAUCUGGCUCAUCUUUGAUAUCGCAGCACUGCGGAUAUCCAUUAUUGAUGUGAAUCAGGAUCUCAAAGAGAGAGAGGUUGUACGAAAACAGGGAAGAAGGAAAGACAAUGUUGAGGAUGAGGUGUUCAAACAUCCAUUGCAAAAAGUAAACGUGGACAAGAUGGGGAUUUUUAAAAAACCCAAUAGGUUUGAAAGGAAAGUUGAUGAGGUUUACAGAAAGUCAGAAACCAAAGCUCCGCUAAAACAAGACAACAAUGUGAAUCCAAAGUUAAAGGCUGGUAAAUUUUUUGUGGUGCAAAAAGAGGCAGUUAAUCAAAGCAAAGUGUAUCUAACCGUGAAAUCAUCUGUGAAAGUAACAAUUCUCAACAUUCACGAAAAGAGUAAUGAAACAAAAACUGUAAUGAAUGUCAAAGUGAACUAUAUAACUUCAAAGAUUACCAAAAUAAAGACAGAAAAACAUCUAGAUGUUAAAGAACAUGUGGUUUCUAAAGUGCCGCCUGCAGUCCAGGAGGAAAAACGUCUUUCACCGCUCAAAGAAAAAGGUAUAAGGACAGUACACCAUACUAAUGCAACACAAGUAACACUACAUGGGGAAGUACAUGUAGAUGCUGGUUUACACAAGAACUUGAGUAAUGAUUUGCUGAAACUUGCAGAGAGGGAUAAAGCAAAAAGCAUUACUGAGAAACAUGUCAGCACUUUCAUCAAAUCUAAAACACAUUUUACUCAAAAACCAAGUGAACUGAAGCUGCAAGGCCAAGUAGAUGAGGCAUCAAAGGUACUGAACUCCACAGUUGUGAGGGUCAGGAGGUCAGGUGGACUUCAUAAAGUCAUGGCCCUGGAUGUGACUGAGAAGCCCAGAGACCAACAGGCUGUGGGACAGUUUGGACAGCCUGCAAGAGUCCCCAGAGGUAAAGAGCUGGAGAGCCAAAGACGCUGGAAAGAAGGACAUUUUAAUGUGUUCCUGAGUGAGCAGAUACCAAUAGACAGAGCCAUACCAGACACCAGACCCCAAACAUGCUCGGAGAGCCUUGUUCAUGAUGAUCUGCCCUCUACCAGUGUGAUCUUCUGCUUUGUGGAUGAGGUUUGGUCGACUCUGCUCCGUUCAGUUCACAGUGUGCUCAACAGAUCUCCUCCACACCUCCUAAAGGAGAUCAUUCUGGUGGACGACUGCAGCACCAAAGACUAUCUGAAGGAGCAGUUGGAUGUGUAUAUGUCUCAGUUCCCUAAAGUACGAAUCAUUCGUCUGAAAGAGAGGCAGGGCCUCAUCAGAGCCAGGAUGGCAGGAGCUGCUGCUGCUACAGGUGACGUGUUGACAUUUCUGGACUCGCAUGUUGAGUGUAAUGUGGGCUGGCUGGAGCCUCUGUUAGAGAGAGUUUACCUGGACCACAAGAAAGUGGUCUGUCCUGUUAUUGAGGUCAUCAGUGAUAAAGAUAUGAGUUAUAUGCUGGUUGAUAAUUUCCAAAGAGGCAUUUUCCGAUGGCCGCUAGUGUUUGCCUGGAGCGCUCUGCCUGAGGAAUAUAUCAGACAGAACCACGUGAAGGAUUCUGACCCCAUCAGGUGUCCUGUUAUGGCAGGGGGUCUUUUCUCUAUAGAUAAGAACUAUUUUUAUGAGUUGGGUGCGUAUGACCCAGGCCUGGAUGUGUGGGGAGGAGAAAACAUGGAAAUCUCUUUCAAGAUCUGGAUGUGUGGUGGCGAGAUUGAGAUCAUCCCCUGCUCACGUGUGGGACACAUCUUCCGUGGUGAUAACCCUUACAAGUUCCCUAAAGACCGGGUGAAGACAGUGGAAAGGAACUUGGCCAGGGUGGCAGAGGUAUGGCUGGAUGAAUAUAAAGAGCUCUUCUAUGGUCACGGCUAUCACCACCUGCUGGACAAGAGCGUGACUGAUAUAGGAAACCUGACAGAACAAAUUGUGCUGAGAGAGAAACUCAAGUGUAAGAGCUUUAAAUGGUACCUGGAGAAUGUCUACCCAGACCUGGAUGCCCCUCUGGUCAAAGCUGAAGGACUGAUUUUCAACAUUGGGGCCAGAAAAUGUUUGAUAUUUCAAAAUGGCAUUUUAUCCUUUGAUAAAUGUGAUCUCACAAAUAAGAGUCAACACUUCAGCUACACCUGGUUAAGGAUGCUUAGACAGAACACUUCCUGUGUAGCUUCCCAGGAGACACGUGUGAUCAUGGAGCCAUGUGACAACACUAAGCAACAGCUCCGCUGGAUGCACAAGUCUGGUAAUGUUCUGACUGAGCAUCUGAAGAUGGAGGGCAGUUUCCGACCCGUCUGUCUGGAGGCUGGAGUUAAAGCUGAUGCCGUCUUCCUGAAGGACUGUGAUACCAUCAACAGUUUACAGAAAUGGCAGUUUACACACUACUAUACUCAGUGACAUCAGAAUGUCACUCACAUACUUCACCAAUCACUCCUCUAGGUUUUUUUCAUGCUUUGUUAAGUGGAGGUUUUCAAAUGUGUGCAUAAUUGUGGUUUAAGGGAACAUUUUUGGUCUGUGCAAUGUCCUUGUUCAUUUGUAAAAUACAGAUGCAUUUUUGUUGUUUGGUCUUCUUUGGGCACAUUCUUACUCAAAUGUGUUAAGAGUUCAAUCGGGUUAUUAGUAUUUUUAGGGUUUGGGUGAGAAAUGGCUUUGGAAAUCUUAUUUUUUUUAAAGAACAAAUGAAUUAAAUGUUUUGCACAACAGAUAACCCUAAAGUGCCUUUAAAGAUGAUUUUAACCAAAUUAAAGUUGAAUGUAUGCAGUCUGAAAAGUUCAUUUUUCACAUGUUGCUGUUGUAAUGAACAUGUAUGAUCAUUAUGAUUUACCACUAGGAAGCUGUUUUCAACAUAAACCUCUUCCACGUGUGACACUACAAGCACUACAACAUCAUCUCACUUCUGCUGCUAAAGAUUUCAGACAGUUUCUUCAUUUAAAAAGUGGUAAAGAGAAAUACUGUUAACAUAAGUGCCUGUUUAUUUCAGCACUGUAGGACACAAACUGUAUACUAAAUGAAACUAAUAAAAACAUAUUUGCCUUC
Messenger RNA from Myxocyprinus asiaticus (Chinese sucker), 3967 nucleotides. Its product is annotated as polypeptide N-acetylgalactosaminyltransferase 5-like. Bases 893 to 3328 code for a protein of 811 amino acids. The transcript has 10 exons. The record is from RefSeq and is a predicted model, not a curated record. Gene Ontology annotation, cellular component: Golgi apparatus. NCBI's taxonomy places the organism in Eukaryota, Metazoa, Chordata, Actinopteri, Cypriniformes, Catostomidae.